AUGGAUCAAUUUCCUUCUGGAUCGGCCCCUAUUGAGCUAGACAAGGAGUUCUGCGUGAAGAAUAUUCCGGCACAUUUCGUCGAUGUUGUCAUAAUGGAGAACAUGAAUGGCGCUGAUGAAGUUCGCAGUCAACUAAGAAACGGAAAGUAUCUGAGCGUAGAUAACGGGCUACAAUUGCUGGUUACUGGAGUGCGCCACGGAGAAAGUCAGCGAUCGCGUGAGGAGGCUAGAGGAGAGAACAACAGGCCUCCUUUGAAGGAGCUUCGUGGUGAUGGCAUGAUGGUAAAAGGACGCUGCGGAGACAGGCUUGCGCCCCAAAAAUCACAGCGCUCCUACACAGCAGUGAAGUGCUUUUCGCAGGACCUCCCUCUCCAGACUCCUACAAAAGUUGGACAGUAUGUGCUGUACUGUCGCGACACUAUUGCCUUCCGAGCUCUUUGCAACAGUGACACGACACUAUACCUGAUUGAU
Messenger RNA from Ostertagia ostertagi, 471 nucleotides. The record is from the annotation of a GenBank genome assembly. Lineage: Eukaryota; Metazoa; Nematoda; Chromadorea; Rhabditida; Trichostrongylidae.